Molecule: messenger RNA, 498 nt
Organism: Diospyros lotus (date-plum)
Lineage: Eukaryota; Viridiplantae; Streptophyta; Magnoliopsida; Ericales; Ebenaceae
Exons: 3
Coding region: 156-362 (68 amino acids)
Biological process (GO): endoplasmic reticulum unfolded protein response
Cellular component (GO): endoplasmic reticulum
Source: RefSeq, a predicted model, not a curated record
ACACGCAGGAAACCUUGUUAGCCGGAGAGAGAGUUCAAACUGGUGUCCUUCAUAUUAGCCGGAGAGGGUGAAGAGACAGAAUCGCCGGAAAUUUUUUCCGGCGUUCCCGGGAUCCAAUAGUUUUCCGCCAACUGUUGUCAACUGUUCAUCUGAACAUGACGACCUCAAGACGACUUGCUGAUAGGAAAGUGGACAGAUUUGAGAAGAACAUUACCAAGAGGGGAGCUGUGCCUGAGUCGACGGCGAAAAAGGGAAAGGACUACCCUGUUGGCCCUAUUCUCCUCGGCUUUUUCAUGUUUGUUGUCAUUGGAUCAUCUCUGUUUCAGAUAAUCAGAACGGCAGCCAGCGGAGGCAUGGCUUAAGCACAACAUAACCUUGUGAAACUCUCUAGCAAAUGACUACUAGUGAUCUGUAACUUAACUAGGUGGUUGUUGAUCAUGUUGCUACGGAUUGUUUGAAUAUAAAUAAGUAUUCACCUCCCUGUGCUCUUUCCAGUUA